Messenger RNA from Condylostylus longicornis, 9600 nucleotides. Its product is annotated as tight junction protein ZO-1-like. Lineage: Eukaryota; Metazoa; Arthropoda; Insecta; Diptera; Dolichopodidae. The record is from RefSeq and is a predicted model, not a curated record. Gene Ontology annotation, cellular component: plasma membrane; bicellular tight junction. Gene Ontology annotation, molecular function: cell adhesion molecule binding. Bases 1341 to 7985 code for a protein of 2214 amino acids. The transcript has 14 exons. Gene Ontology annotation, biological process: cell-cell junction organization; protein localization to cell-cell junction; cell-cell adhesion.
AUAAAUUUUGUGCCGUAAUUUAAGUGCCUUGUUUUUUUAUACAAAAGAAAUAAAAAAAUUUAUUAAAUAAAAUUUUAUAAAGAAAAUAAAAUUUUUUAAUUUAGAUACAAAAAAUUUUUUUGCUUUAAUCCUGAUUCUGAAAAAUUUUGUGGUGAAAAGUGGUGAACUUUUUAUUUCUUUAGAAUUUUUUGUUCUUAAGUGUUUUUUUGUACAAUUUUUAUAAAGUUUAGUUUUACACAUAGAUUUUUACGUAUUACAAAUAUAUAUAUACAAAUUUACGGUCAUAUACACAUAUACCAUCAUAUAAGUACCAUAAGAAUAUUAUAAACAUCACGUACAUAAGUAAAUGUGCUAUUGGAUUAACCUGUUGCUAUAUUGUUAUAUAUAUAACAAAAAAAGUAUUUUAAAUUGCUGCCAUAUUUAAAAAUAUAUGUAUUUAUACUUAAAUAAAUUUGAUGUACAAAAUAUACAUACAUUUAUACAUACUAUAUUCAAAAAAAAAAAAAGAGUAAGGAAUAAAAGAAUCUUUGGGAAUUAAAAAAAAAGGAAUCAAGAUUUUUUUUUAUUUUUGCAUUUUUUCCUUUUAUGUUGUUAAUAAAAAACUAGUUUUGAACUCAAAAAGAAAAAAAUAUAAAGGAAGAACAAUAAGAACAAUUAAAACGAAAAAUAAAAAAUCUUAACAUACGACAUUUGAGUCUUGCAUUGCUUUGCAAACAAAAAGAAAAAAAUAAAAGUAAAAUUUGCGGCAAUGGCAAUAUUUUAGAAAAUUCUAAUUUAAAUUUUAAGAAAUUGAAAAAUUUUCAAAAAAAAAUAUUAUUGAUCCUUUGUGAAGUGAAAUUUGAAAAAAAAAUUUAAUUUUAAAUUUACGAUAUUAAAAAAAUUGUCCAAUUUGUUUUUUAAUAUUUUGGGUUUCAUUAAUUUGUGUUACCAGUUUCGGAAUUGAUUUUUUCAAAUCAAAAUAAAUGGCAUGUACCCUUGAACCGAGACACCUGCUAAAUAUAAUGUAAAAAAAAAGAUGAAAACAUGUGCAUGUAUUUGUACAACGAUUAUUGUGUCAUAUCGUAAUUAUUUUUCGACUUAAUAUCGUAUUUCGGGUUUCGGUUGCAAUCGAAACUAUUGUUAUACAAAAUGCAUUUUUUUACUCUAAAUAAACACACCCUUGUAUAAAUUAAAUUAAAAAUUUUAAUAAAUGAGAAAAAAACACAAAUUUACAUUUAGAUAAGCAUUUAUUUACUAUUAUCGUUAAUAAAAAAAUAAUAAAAUUUUUUAUUAUAAAUAAAUUUUAUAAAUUUUUUGUUAAACUUAAUUAUUAUAUAAUAAUAUUUAUAAGAAAAAAGACUAUGGAUAUUGUUGGAUCGCCAUCUUCAAAUUCGAUAGCAUUACCUAAUAAUCAUUUUCGAAAUGAUUCCCAGGGUGAUAGAACAACAUGGGAAUAUCAUACGGUUUCAGUCACACGAGUACCCGGCUAUGGUUUUGGUAUAGCUGUAUCUGGUGGGCGAGAUAAUCCACAUUUUGCUAAUGGUGAUCCAUCAAUUGCAGUUAGUGAUGUAUUAAAAGGUGGACCAGCUGAGGAUCGAUUACAAGUUAACGAUCGAAUAAUUUCUGUUAAUGGCGUAAGCUUAGAAAAUGUUGAAUAUGCAACAGCUGUUCAAGUAUUAAGAGAUAGUGGAAAUACAGUAACCCUUGUAGUUAAACGGCGUGUUCCAAUAAAUACAUCGCAUCAACAUACACACAGCAUGAGCUCUGUUGGUUUAACAAGUGGUAGUGGUAUGGGGGCUGGUAAUUUGGCAAGUCCAGUACAAAGCUCUCCUCCACUAUUACCAAAUGUUACACCGGGACAACCAAUAAAAGUAGUUUUAACAAAAGCUAGUAAAAAGGAAGAUUUUGGUAUUGUAUUAGGAUGCCGACUUUUUAUAAAGGAAAUCUCAUCUAAAGCUCGUGAUCAAUUAAUUGCAAAUGGUUACUCAUUACAAGAAGGUGAUGUGGUAACUCGUAUUCACAAUACGAACUGUAAUGAUUCUAUGAGCAUGAAAGAAGCUAAAAAGAUCAUUGAUGGCUGUAAGGAACGCCUAAAUUUAGUUGUAUUACGAGAUAUAACAAAUCAAGCAUCUAUUUUAAAUUCUAAUAAUAAUAUAAAUAAUAAUUUAAAUAAUUCCGGUGUGCAAAAUUCAAAUUUGUAUUCUCAUGCUCAACAAAUAUCGAAUUGUAGUAAUAAUUUAGAUGAUCCAUAUUUAGGUGGAGCAAAUUAUUCGUCACAAAAUUUAUAUGUUCAGCCACCAACACGUGGUGCUGCUAGUAGUAUACCAUCCUCAUCAGGUUUAACUGGUGAUGAAAAAAGUAAUUUAACACCAAGAGGUCGUUCUCGAGGUCCAAUUAUGGACGUUUCACAGUUAUCGCAAUUAGACCGUCCAAGUACACCACCUGGAAGUGCAUCUAGACGUCAAAAUAUUGAUGAACCUCCGAGACCUCCACCACCGCGUGGAUCAAGUGGUGCCAUGACUGGAGCUGAAGAUUUUUAUAGUUCACGUCGUCAACUCUAUGAAGAAGAUCCAUUACAAAGAUCACGUCAAUCGGCCGAACCACGUUUUAUUUCUUUCCAAAAAGAAGGAAGUGUAGGAAUCCGAUUGACUGGCGGUAAUGAAGCUGGUAUAUUUGUUACAGCCGUUCAACCUGGAAGCCCAGCGUCAUUGCAAGGUUUAACUCCAGGUGAUAAAAUUCUUAAAGUUAACGACAUGGACAUGCAUGGUGUUACCCGGGAAGAGGCGGUAUUAUUUUUAUUAAGUCUUCAGGAUCGUAUUGAUUUAAUUGUUCAACAUUGUAAAGAUGAAUAUGACGAGGUUGUUGCUAAUCAACGUGGUGAUUCAUUCCAUAUAAAAACCCAUUUUCAUUGUGAGAAUCCUUCAAAAGGUGAAAUGGCAUUCAAAGCUGGUGAUGUUUUUCGUGUAAUUGAUACAUUGCACAAUGGUGUUGUUGGAUCAUGGCAAGUUUUAAAAAUUGGACGGGGUCAUCAAGAAAUGCAACGUGGUGUUAUACCAAAUAAAUCACGUGCUGAAGAAUUAGCAACAGCUCAAUUUAAUGCAACUAAAAAGGAAAUGAAUGCUUCCGAAUCACGUGGUAAUUUCUUUAGAAGAAGACGUUCUUCACAUCGACGAUCAAAAAGUCUAUCACGUGAAAAUUGGGAUGAUGUUGUAUUCUCAGAUGCAAUAUCGAAAUUCCCAGCAUAUGAGCGUGUGGUUUUACGCCACCCUGGAUUCGUAAGGCCGGUUGUUUUAUUCGGUCCAGUAUCAGAUAUUGCUCGAGAAAAAUUAACCAAAGAUUUUCCGGAUAAAUUUACGGCACCAUUACAAGAUGAUGAUAAAACAAAUGCUAAAUGUCGAAUCGUACGUUUAUCAAAUAUACGUGAUAUUAUGGACCGUGGUAAACAUGCUCUGCUGGAUAUAACACCAAAUGCAGUUGAUCGUUUAAAUUACGCUCAAUUCUAUCCAAUUGUAUUAUUUUUGAAAGCCGAUACAAAACAUACAGUUAAACAAUUAAGACAGGGUAUACCGAAAUCGGCGCACAAAAGUUCAAAAAAAUUAUUAGAACAAUGUCAAAAAUUGGAAAAAGUCUGGUCACAUAUAUUCAGUACAACAAUAACAUUAACGGAUACAGAAUCAUGGUAUAGAAAAUUAAGAGAAUCAAUUGAUUUACAACAAAGCGGAGCAGUUUGGAUGUCUGAGAGCAAGCCUGUUGAAUCCUUAUCGGAUGAUUUCCUAUUCCCAAUGACCACAUCCCGUUUAUCAUAUGCAUCAAGCCCUGAAUCGGAUUUAGAAUUAAGUCCUGGGCCAUCAGCAUCAUUAUCCCUUGGAAAUUUACCGCAGUUGGUUAAAUCAAGUUCAGAUCCAUCAAUAGCAACUAAUCAAGAUAAUUUGGAUAGAGAUAGGGACAUAGGUGAAGGAUUACCACCUCCAUAUACGAAUCCAUAUGAUCAUACAAAUCCACCACAAAAUCGUCGUACAAGUGCUAUUGAUAAUAAAUUUGGUUUUGGAGCAACAAAUAGUGGUGGUUUAACAAAUUCAGUAAGUGGUAUACAAAAUUCAUCUUCAUUAAGUCCCGAAAUAUCAAAUCGACCACAAUCUUUAUAUGGUAUUAAUGCACCCGAUUUACCACCAAGAAUUGAUCGUGGUGUCAAGCCACCUGGUACUAGUAAUGGUACUACAACAUCAACAAAUGGUAUAUUAUCAUUAAAUAGUGGUACACCGUCAAGAACGAGUAGCUCUGGUGGCACUAUUGGUCGUACAGCACAAGAAAGAUUAUUUGGUAAUAAGCAGCCAAGUGGAACAACAUCAUCGACAACAACAACCGGUCAAAUAUCAUCAAAUUUAGAUGAUAGUCAUCAAGAUGAAUAUAUCACAAGAAAUAAUACUGAUUCAAUUGAAAGAACACAAAAUUCUCUUGAACGUCAUCGUAUCAUGGAUCCAUCUGGUAUCAGAAACGUAAAACAACAACAAUUAGUUGCACAGAAUGGUUCAUAUGAUAGCGUAUCUAGUUAUGAUUCAUAUAAUACAACACAAUUAUCAAUGCAAAAUUUACGUUUAGGACCAAAUGCACCGGAUGAUCUUAAGUCAGUACCAACUACAAAUCGGCCACCACCACCUGUUGGUCCAAAUGGAACAGAAUAUUCAAGAGGUUUACACAAUCAUUCAAGAAGUUUUGGUAAUGCUAAUGAUUUAAAUCGCCAAAAUAGUCCUGGUCGACCGGGUUAUCACGAAGUUGGUUCACCAAGAAAUAUUGAUGCAAGAAAUUCUCAAUCUGGUAUAAAUCAUCCUCAAAGACCAUCAAAUUUAAUACUUGAUAAUAGUCCAAGAAAACCGAUUUUGGAAACAAAAACAGAUUAUGGAAAAUAUAGUCGUAAUAAUUCUGCAUCACAAGCUGAUUAUGCUAGUAAAAUAGGAAAAGGAUCAGCUAUGAAUGGUAAUGGAGGUCAACAACAACAGCAACAUCAACAACAACAACAGCAGCAACAACAAAUGUCAUCUCAAUCAUUAAAUGGUAAUGGCAUUAACAAUAUUAUGGGUAAUACACCAUUUAAACCCGUUCCACCACCGAAACCUAAAAAUUAUCGUCCACCAAUACAACAAAGUGGUAGUAAUGGACAAAUGACAAAUUCUGGACAUUGGGAUAAUGGAGAACCUGGAUCACCAAGAUCUCCAAAUGGAUUUUUUUAUCCACCGACACCAUCUCAUUAUCAUCAUAAUCAAGCGUCUGGCUCACCACAUCAUUCAAAUGGGAACGGCACAACACAGCAAGCAAUACAUGCAUAUGGCCAUUACAAUGCUGGACAACAACAACAACAACAGCAGCAGCAACAGCAAGCAUACCAACAAACAAAUGGUUACAACAGUGGUUAUGGUGGUCAAUAUUCACAUCGUGGCCCACCACCUCCACCUAUUGGUAUUAUGCCACAUCUUACACCUGAAAGACAUGCAUUAGAUUUAGCUGGUAGUAGAGAACAAAGGGGCUCUGCAUUCGAAUUAUACCGAAAACCUCAAAUCGGGGCAGCUGGGCACCAUCAUAACAUGAGCGAUCUGGAGCCUUACGAUCAACGGUAUUAUUAUGAAAAUAACCAACAAAUGCAUCAUCAACAAUCAUCAUCAUCAGGCAGUUCACAUCAAAUGAUAUACUCAAAUGAAAUGAACGAUCCAAAUUAUCGACAUUUUUAUGCAAAUAAUUCCAAUGGAACUCCACCGCCUUUACCACCUCCUUUACCACCACCGAAAACAAAAAAGAAAUCAGUAUUAAAAUCACCAUUAGCGGCGUUGAAAAAUGCUUUUAUUAAAUCUACAAAACCUCUAAGACGUAUGAAUAGUAUGGUAGAACCUGAACGUGUAGCAAUAAAACCAUGUAUUAGAAGACAAUAUUCAAUGAAUGAACGUAAUAUGAAUCGGGUUCACUAUCCAGAAGAUGGUUAUCCUCCAUAUGCUACACAACCUUUACCAAGACAGCAUCUUCAUCAGUUACAACAACAACAGCAGCAGCAGCAGCAACAAUCACUUCCGUAUCCUACUUCAUCAGUGCAACAACAUUAUAAUGCAGCAAUGAAACAAUAUCAUGAACCAUAUUAUCCAAAUGAUGGCAUGCUUAAUAGUACUUAUCAAAAUUUAGAAUCUGAAGAUAUUUACACAAAUUCAAUGCGUCGAUUACGUGAACGACAGCAAAUGCAACAACAACAAGAAUUAGAUGAUUUAUAUGCAAAUCGUGCUUUAAUUGAUUUAGAACGUCGUCAAGCUGAUUCUGGUAGAUAUAGUAGUAGUGGACGGCGUAUAAUUCGAAGACAUAGUACAGCUGAUCGAACUGGUUCACAAAGACCGGUUAUAAUGCAAAGAGUUACUUAUGAUCCAGAUGACAUAUAUCAAAGUCGACAUGGAGCAUAUAUGCUACAAGAAAGACGAGCACCUGGUUCAGAAGUUAUGGUACGUCGACGAUUUUAUUCUUCAGAUCAUUCUGAUGAGCCAACUUAUCAAUCACGUCGUGAAAUGCAUCGUUCUCAUUUGUAUCAAUCUAAAAAAGAAAUGCAAGAAAGAAUUGCACAAGGUAAACGAGAAAUUGAACGUGAAUUUAGUCCGCCACAAAGUAGUAGUCAAUCUGAAAAAGAUGAUAAAUCGGAUCGUGAAUCUAUGUAUCAGUCAAGAAAGGAGGUUCGAGAAAGUCUUAAAUCUCGAUCCCAAUUACGUGAACAAAUUUAUCAAACACGACGAGAUACAUUAGAAUCAAUGGCUGAGCCCACAUAUGUAUCAAAACGCGAUAUUGUUAAGCAUGAACCAAUAUAUGAAACCAAAGAAGAAAAUACAUCUAAAGAAAAUAUUACAGAUGAACGUAAAACAGAAGAGAAAGUUGAAACUGAGAAUGAAAAUUGUAAUUCCGAUGAAACUACACAUUCCGAUUUGCAAAGAUCAAAUGAUACAGUCGUUGAAAAUACAAUAACACAAGAAAAUAAUAAUUCUUUAACUACAAAAGCACCGUUAGCAUUUACCGAAGAUGACCCAGAAGACGAUUUAGAAGAUAUAAAUGAUAAAAUAAAAAAAUUAGAUCUCGAUUUACAAUCAGUUAAAAGUAAUAGUAAUAACAAUAGUAGUAACAAUACACCUCGCGAUGAAAAUAAAAAACAGUCAACACCAUUAACACCGUCACGUGACGGACGCCCACCAUUUCAUAUAUCAAAUAUUUUAAAACGAACUGCUCCACCACCAACUCUUCCUCCAAUACAAUCAGCUAAUGAUCCAACAUGUGAUCUUUCAAUUAGUAGAACAUCAAUCGAAACCCAUUAUACUUCGCAGGCAAGUUUACCAGUUGGUCCCCCAAAUGCAACAAGUACACCAUAUGCCAGUGAUAUGUCACUACCUAUAGCCGGUCCAGUUCCUAUACCAUCAACAAAUGUAAAACUUCAGCAACCGCUACAACAACAAAAACAAUCGCAACAACAACAACAUACGGCGAAUACAUCUAUAUCGUUGUCGCCAGCAGCUUCUUCAUCAUCACCAAUUAAACCAAAUAUAAUAGGAGCAACUGGUACUACUUUUCCAAUUAUACCACGUGAACCAUCAACAACUCAUGGUGUAUUCGAUGAAAAUGGCGGCACCUUAUGUGAUAACGUUUGGAAUGUAUCUUUAAUUAUACCAUCUGGAGCAAUUGCUCCUGGCGUUAAACAAGAAGUAUAUUUUACAGUAACUGACCCAAGAAUGAGUCAAACAGUUGGUGGACCUCCAUUGGAUAUGGAAAAUGGUGAAACAAUGCUAUCACCAUUAGUAAUGUGCGGACCUCAAGGACUUGAAUUCAAUGUACCAGUAACAUUAAAUAUUCCACAUUGUGCUGGUCGUACAGCAUCAUUAGGUUUAGCACUUAAAGCAACUGAUAGUGAAAAAAAUCUUCAUACAGAAUGGGAUAAUAUUGAUUUACCAAGUAAUACAGCUGCACAUACGGUUUCUGUAAAAGUUGAUCAUUUCUAAAUUAAUUGAAAAAUUUUUUAUUGUAUUGACAAAAACACAAAAUUAAUUAAAAUAAAAUAUAAUGUAGGUAAAAAUAAAUAUUAAAAAAAAAUAAGUUAAAACUUAUUAUGAUUUAUAUAACAUAAACAUACAAAAAUAAUAAUGGAAAAUUAAAUGAAAAAUAAACUUUUUAUUAGGCAAAUUAAAAAAUAAAUAAAUAAUUUUUUAAAUUUGAUAUAAUUCAUUACAAAAAAAACAUUUAAAUCAAACAAAAAGGUUUUGAUAAGAAUAUUAUGUAAAUCUAAAAAAUAAAAUAUUGUAAAAGGAUUAAGUAAUUAUUUAAUUAAUUUUUUACAUAAAUAUUUAAUAUGUAUAUUUAUCAAAAAAAUAAUUAUUUUUUUUUUCUUCAUAAUUCAUUUCACUCCAAAAUUUAUAAAUAAUUUGAAUCUUAGAUUCUGAAAGAUUUACUCUAAAAUUUAAAUAAAACUUUUAUUUGCAAAUGAUUGAAUAAUUUCGGGCACUUUGAAUUAUGAUUUCGCGUACUCUGAAUUAUGAUUUUCAACUGAAAAAAAUCUGCCUUUUUACUACAUCUAAUUUUAAAAUAAUAAAAUAAUAUUAGCUAAUUUUACUUGUGUUAUUUCUUUUCAAUAAAUUGAAUUUUAAAAUAAUUGCCGUUUUUUCAAUAGAAUCGUACUUUGUAAUUAGAAAAAACUUUCAAAAAAUUUAAAAUCCCUGAACAAAUCGGUUUGCAUCAAGAAUCAACUUGAAGGCUUCUACAAACUUUUCUUAUUUAGCAACCAAAUUGUUAAAUAAAAAAAAUAAUGCUUAUUUUAAUUUAUUGUGCCCUUUGCUGAGUUUUUAUUUAUGGUUUUCCAAAAAUUAAUUCAGUUUUAUUAUAAAAGAAAUUUUUAAAAAUUUAAAAACCUUUUACAUUAUUUUAAUACCAUAAUUUUUUAAUAAUAUUGGUUUAAAAAAAAAAUAUGAUUGUAAUUAAAUAACAAAUUUUAUAAACUUUAAAAUAAAUUUAAAAUUUUUUUAGUCAUAAUAUUUACAAAAUAAAUACAAAAAUAAUGAAAUUGAUAAUAUAAAUAAUUUAAAGAUUGAAAUUUCAACAAAAUAUUUGUAAAAAAAUUUUGUUUUUCUUAUGUUAAAAACAAUUAUAAGGAAAUAAAAUAUAAAAUUCUAGUAUUUAUUAUUUUAUAAAUUUUACUAUCUACCUUAUUAUAUAAUUUUUUUUAAAUUUUAAGUUGAAAAUUGUAUUAAAAUGUUUUUAUUUUUAAGUUUUUAAUGGUAUUAUUAUUAUUUUUUUUUUAAAUUUCUUUUUAUAUUUUUGAUUUCCAUAUAAUUAAAUUAAUCAAAAUUAAAACAUCAAAUUAAAAUGGAAGGAAAAUACAUUUAUGUACCCUCAAGUUCUCGGUUAUUUUCUUUUAUCAUUAAUUUUGAUGUUUUGAUUUUUAUUUUCUGUAAAUAAAUCUUUUUAAAUUUAAAAUACCCAAUUAUUUUUUUUAACUUUUCAAUUUAUACAUAAAUAUUAUAAUAAUAUUGAUAUUAUGUAAAAGUAUACAUUAGUUCAUAUAUUAAUUAUAUAAAUGAAAUAAAAAAUCAAACAAACUAUACAUAUAUAUAAUUAUCUACA